GCCUGUUGUUUGCUCCAGCAGAGUCUAAAGUUCUUCAAUCCUCAGGUGGUGUUGACCCAGUGUGGAUAAUGUGCAGAGCUUCAGGAGUUUUCUGCUCUUUUACUUUCCUAAACAGAGCGUGACAUUCCAGAACAUGGAUUUUGCAUGAACUUGAGCUGGAUGAAGAGAGAAAACUAGACGGGUUUAUGAAGAAUGAACUGAAUAAAAAGAAAAAGAGAUUCAUCGUUAUAUUGACAGGAGAUCAUACAAAACUCAACAGGUCUUCAGAAUGUUCCAGAGGAAGAAGAGGAAGAGGAGGCCGGAGAUCUCCGGACCCAAGAACUUUGAGCACAGAGUGCACACGUCAUUUGAUCCUGUUCAGGGUUGUUUUGUGGGUCUGCCACCUCAGUGGCAAAGCCUCAUAGAAACACUGAAGAGGCCCAAACCUGUGGUGGAUCCAUCCAACAUCACACAUGUGCAUCUCAAACCAAAAAAGAACAUUGUGCGUGGCAGUUUCAUCGGACAUGAGGACUACAUCUCUGCUGCGAUCGCUCAGAUGAGUCAACUCUCUGUAACGAGCUCAAACUCAUUAAGAAGGACCAGCACAUUGUUACGGAAACGAGCGCAGUCGCUAGGACUUUUGGGUGAAUUAGCUGAAGGAGAGACUUACGAAUAUCAGGGACUGAAUGACGCAAAUCAGAAAAAUGGACAGACGGUCUCAGACUGGCAUUCAAGAUCCCGUCAGGUCCACAGUGAAAGUGGAAGUCCACGACCUGGUUCUAAGAAGAGUUACACCUUCGACACGAACGAUGCACAACCAAGAGCGAAAUCAAUUCACGAGGCGUCAAUAUUCAUGGAGCAGCCAAUCCUCAUGCCCCGGGACAUUUUACUCUUGCCUAGAACUAUUCACGAGGGGUCCAAGAUUUCUCAACCAGAUGGUAAACACAACCAAAGACCCAUUUCCUGUCUCUACGGUACCUAUAGCGUAACUGAUGGAACAAACAACAAGCCCAGAGUCAGCUCGGUGGAAACGCCAAGACGGCCACACUCCACGUACAACUUCAAGGUAAAUUCGCCUAGCUACCCAGCCAUUUCCAAACCCAACGGCACUAGUAGUCCAAAACCAGGACUGGGACCCAUUGCCCAACAAACCCCACAUUGUUCCUCCAAUGAAAACCUAAAUGUUUCUCCAGUCAAAACCUCAGGAAUUCCAGCUUCAGUACCACUAACACAGGACAGUCCAUCCCAACCCAGACCCACACCAACGGGUUCGCCUGCCACAAGUCUGACUGGAGCGUCUUCGCCCUGUCUCAGGCCGCCCCAAACACCUGCCACCAUCCUAGAGUCGCCCAAAGUGACCCACUCACAGUUCAAAGCAGCCCUGCAGAUGGUUGUGGACAAAGGUGACCCUCGCAGUUAUUUGGAGAACUUCGUGAAGAUUGGAGAAGGCUCGACGGGUGUGGUUUGCAUCGCCCGAGAGAAACACAGCGGACGGCAGGUUGCCGUGAAGAUGAUGGACCUGAAGAAGCAGCAAAGACGGGAACUGCUCUUUAAUGAAGUGGUUAUCAUGCGAGACUACAGACAUAAGAAUGUGGUAGAGAUGUAUAAGAGCGCGCUGGUGGGUGAAGAGCUCUGGGUCAUCAUGGAAUACCUGCAGGGCGGCGCUCUAACCAACAUCGUUUCAGAAGCCAGGCUAACAGAGGAACAGAUUGCAACAGUGUGUGAAGCUGUUCUGCAGGCACUGUGUUAUCUACAUGCUCAGGGAGUCAUCCACAGAGAUAUCAAGAGCGACUCUAUACUGCUGACACUGGACGGACGGGUAAAGCUGUCAGAUUUUGGAUUCUGCGCUCAGAUCAGUAAAGACAUUCCAAAGAGGAAGUCAUUAGUUGGAACUCCGUAUUGGAUGGCACCUGAGGUGGUUUCAAAGAGACCGUACGGCACUGAGGUGGAUAUUUGGUCUCUGGGCAUCAUGGUGGUGGAGAUGGUGGAUGGAGAACCUCCAUAUUUCAGUGAGACGCCGAUAGCAGCCAUGAAAAGACUACGGGACGAGCCCGCGCCUACUGCAAGGAACGUAAACAAGAUCUCUCCUGUUCUGCGGGACUUUCUGGACUCAAUGUUGACCCGUGAUCCUCUGAUGAGAGCGAGUGCUUGUGAUCUUCUCCAACAUCCGUUCCUGUUGCAGAGCGCUUCUCCUCGCUGUCUGGUUCCUCUAGUGGAACAGUACCGCAAACGAAUGUCCCGCUGCUAAACAGAACCUACAAUGUACUCAUGCUGAUUUGCUUCGUAAUGAUGGACUGCUGUCAGCAUGUUUAUGACUGCCAAAGUUUUGCUGAAUGUCUCAAAACAAAGUGCUGAAACUUAUUUACCAACUACUGAACUGAACGCAGUGGAGAAUCCACAUACUGCAGUUUUUUCUUAUUCCACUGAAACAAUGAACUGAACUGUUGAUACUGGAGACUACAUACAUAAUGGAGGACUACUCACAUUUAAAAUAUAAUACAGAGUUUUUCCAGAUUAUACACAGAAUUUUUUUCCACAACAAGUGAUAUUAGCAUGAUUUCAGAAAAGAGUUAAACUGAAAAAAAAAUUGGAUCCCCUUUUCACCCAAUUUGGAAUUCCCACUACUUAGUAGGUCCUCG
Molecule: messenger RNA, 2618 nt
Organism: Myxocyprinus asiaticus (Chinese sucker)
Lineage: Eukaryota; Metazoa; Chordata; Actinopteri; Cypriniformes; Catostomidae
Product: serine/threonine-protein kinase PAK 6-like
Exons: 11
Coding region: 269-2227 (652 amino acids)
Biological process (GO): intracellular signal transduction; protein phosphorylation; regulation of MAPK cascade
Cellular component (GO): cytoplasm
Molecular function (GO): ATP binding; protein serine/threonine kinase activity
Source: RefSeq, a predicted model, not a curated record